Molecule: messenger RNA, 644 nt
Organism: Xyrichtys novacula (pearly razorfish)
Lineage: Eukaryota; Metazoa; Chordata; Actinopteri; Labriformes; Labridae
Source: the annotation of a GenBank genome assembly
ACACACAGCUUUAUUAUAGCUACAGCACCUAUUUUUUUGCUGCUUUUCACACACAGCGCCAAAAUACGACACAAAACUCUCUCUCAGUGCCUGCCAGAGAAUGUGUGAGCACACCCGUGACUGCUCUGCCCUUGACUUGUAUCCAUUCAUCCAAGCGUGCUGGAUGGUUUAGUUAAUUAAGCUUAAUCUACCCCCAGAGAGGGAUACGAGUGCUGUUACAGUGGCCCACUGAGCUGUCCCUGUACACUCUUCUCUGGACCCCCAUGGAGCCAUCGAGGCCGCGCUGCUCAACCAUGUUCAAGUACACCGACAGGGCUCGAGGGAAACAAAUUACUUAUAAUAGUAUUACAGAUGUGGACCCCAGACGAGAAAGUAGGUUGGUGAACUAUUUCACUCACUCAAAUGAUGAAGGGAAAUUGUGUAACUGUGGAAUUUCUGUCACUUUUCAUCUUACAGGAAAGCAAACCAGAGGCACACGGACAGCUAGGUGUUUUACUGAUCUAAAUCAAAUGAAGAAGGUCACUCUGGAGGGAAAUUCUGCUCGGUAAAACUGACUGGACUGGAAUGAAAUAGAAGAAGGAAAUAAAUAUGCUUCUUUUGCAGUGACCGUGGAUUCAAAAUAAAUUUUGCUUGAUCAGUUCUUA